This is a messenger RNA of Camellia sinensis, 1058 nucleotides long. The record is from RefSeq and is a predicted model, not a curated record. Lineage: Eukaryota; Viridiplantae; Streptophyta; Magnoliopsida; Ericales; Theaceae.
AUGAACAAGUUUCAAAAUGAGUUCAAAUAUGAAGCAUGGGUUAUUUAUAAUUUCUUGGCAUUGUGCCUGGCAUGGGUGGGUGGACCAGGAGCUGUUGUGUUGAGUUUAAGUGGUCGGGUUCUGAAGCCAAGCUGGUAUCUGAUGACAUGCUGCUUUUCUCCCAUUCCAUUAGAUGGGGAUAGUGCAAUCUUUAUAUUCCUGAGUUGGAAUGAUUUGACUGGACUUAUAGGUUCCUCAUUCUUGUCUGUCACCCAUGAUGUUUUUGAAAAUUUGGGAUGUGUGGACCAGGCAUACCUUUAUCUCACCGUCAUCUAUACAGUAUCGUACUCAGUGUUGCUCUAUUCGUUGGCCUUGUUUUAUGUGGCGUGCAGAGAUUUACUUCAGCCAUUCAAUCCAGUUCCAAAGUUUAUCAUAAUCAAGUUUGUUGUUUUCUUGACCUAUUGGCAGGGUGUUCUUGUUUUUCUUGCUGCAAAAUCUGGAUUUAUAAGGGAUACAGAGGAGGCUGUUGAAUUCCAGAAUUUUAUAAUUUGUGUUGAGAUGCUUAUUGCAGCUGUGGGCCACCUUUAUACAUUUCCAUACAAAGAGUAUGUUGGUGCCAAUAUUGGUGUCUCUCAUGGGUUCACAGCGAGCCUUGCGCAUGCUUUGAAGUUAAAUGACUUUUACCAUGACACAGUCCACCAGGUGAGUUAUUCUACUUAUCUUCUGCUCAUGGGCUCCUUAGAGAUUGUAUCUCAUUUUUUAGCUCUGUUUGGUGCAUCUUAUGGAGUUGCUUGUAGAUUUUUUUAUUUAGGAAAUGUGUGCCAAAGUAUUUGGUGCGCUUUUGUUUACAACUUACAAGGCAAAAAUAACUUAAAUAAGUUGAAAAAGACUUAUUAUUAGGAAGUAGGGGAAUGGGUGUUUUCAACUUUUGCUUUCUAAUUAUCAGCUAUUAGCUUGUAAGAAGCUUCACCUCUAAGUUGCACCACCUGCCUGAUGAUCAGUUUUUAUUUCAUGUCUUUUCUGGAAAAAGGAAAUUUAAAUAAUUUUAAUAGUAGUUGGGCCUUGUAUCACGGGAAACA